Molecule: messenger RNA, 1866 nt
Organism: Episyrphus balteatus (marmalade hoverfly)
Lineage: Eukaryota; Metazoa; Arthropoda; Insecta; Diptera; Syrphidae
Exons: 3
Coding region: 83-1567 (494 amino acids)
Molecular function (GO): metal ion binding
Source: RefSeq, a predicted model, not a curated record
UUUUUGUUUUUCUCUCAAAAAAAAAUUGUAAAACGUCUUUCCUAGUAGCCUCCUCAAAAAAAAAAUCCAAAAUUAUUUUAAAAUGGUUUUAUGUAAAUAUUUUAUGAAUGGAAAUUGCCGAUUUGGUACAAAAUGUGUUAAUGAACAUUUAGAUGUCAAACAACUUCUAAAAUCCGAUGUGGAAUCUGCUGUUAAUGGCAACCAAUGGCCAAUCUCUUGUUUUGGUCCAUUUAAAGAAAAACCUUCCAUACCAAACUUUAUAGAAGAUCAAUCAUUUGAAGAAAUCAGAAUGUUAUGUUAUGGUUCGAAGAAACAAAAUUUCUUUGAACAAUUUAACCAACAAUUUAGCAAAGAAGUAAUGGAAGCAAAGAAUAAAAUGAAAAUGCUUCUAACACUUAAUAAAGAAGUGAUGGAUGUUGUUGUCAAUCUAUAUAAUACAAAUGAACCACCGAAAGGUACAACACAACCAAAUUCGAAUCCAUUUGCUGCAGCAAAUCCACAACAAAUGACAAAUAAUAGUUUAUUUGGUACUCCAUCUGCUACUACACAAAAUAACGUCUUUGGGGGAACUGCAUUUGGUGCCAGUAACAAUGCCUCCUCAGGAGGAGGCAUUUUUGGUGGCGCACAGAAACCCUUACUCGGACAGAGUGCGUUUGGUAGUUUUGCUGGCCAAACCCAGCAACAACAACCAACCAGUGGACUUUUCAGUUCACCACAGACGCAGCCACAACAAACAAAUGCUUUUGGAAGCAAUAUUUUUGCUCAAUCUGCUCAACAAAACCCAGUUGGUGGGGGUUCCAUUUUCGGUGGAGCUCAACAGCAACAACCACAGACUCAGUUGGCUCAGCCCCAACCAUUCGGAGCAGCAAACAGUUCAGUUUUUGGGCAGCAGCCUAAUGCUGGGGGAAUAUUCGCCCAAGCUGCCCAACAGCAGCAACCGCAAGCUCAACCACAACAGGCUGCUAUUGGUGGGAAUAUAUUUGCCCAAGCAGCGCAGCCUCAACAGCCAACGGGUUUUGGAAUGUUUUCUCAAACACCCCAGCAACAACAACAACAACAGCCGCCGCCACCUUUUGGAGCUCAAAUGACACAGCAGUCGCCAUUUGGUGCUGCGCAGCCUCAACAACAAGGUGCCUUCUUUGGACAAAUGCAGCAGCAGCAGCAGCAGCAGCAACAACAACAACAACAACAACAGCAACAACUUCAAAUGCCACAAGCUCAGCCAAAUACAGGCAAUAUAUUCAGUUCACAGAUGCAACCACAACAACAAUUUGCCCAGCAACAACAACAACAGUCAGGAGGUCUAUUUGCACAAGCAGCUGCCUCAAGUCCAUUUGGAGCACCUCAACAACAACAGCAACAGCAAGCUAAUAUCUUUGCCCAAGCUGCAGCUGGUUAUCCACAACCACAACAACAACAAUACCAUAUACAACCAGCAAUGAUUGGUGAUCGGACUUAUAGUAAAAUGGAAAAUUUGACACCAGAAGAAAUUGAAGCUUUUAAAGCGGAAACUUUUGAAUUGGGAAAAAUUCCCUUUUCACCACCACCAAGGGAAUUAGUUAACUAGAAACUAGGAUAAGCUUGAAUUUGAAGAUUUUUUUUAACCCAAUGUUUUUAGAAUAAGUGGGACUUGUGAUGAUGUUGAAAAAUAUUAUAAGAAAGAUUAACAAAUCUGAGAUGAUUAAACUGAAAUCAGACAAUAAAAAUAAAUAAAUGAGAAAUGACCAAAGGACAAAAAGGAUUCCAUAUGACCGAUGAACCUAUUAACCCUUUGACUGCCAAGCUUUUAAGUGCCAUGAUAUUUCAUAUUGAUUGUCGCACGAAAACGUACGACAUGGCAGACAAAGCCUUAAUGAAGAUUGAGAU